Molecule: messenger RNA, 2630 nt
Organism: Nomascus leucogenys (northern white-cheeked gibbon)
Lineage: Eukaryota; Metazoa; Chordata; Mammalia; Primates; Hylobatidae
Gene: MPZL2
Product: myelin protein zero like 2
Biological process (GO): cell-cell adhesion
Cellular component (GO): membrane
Source: RefSeq, a predicted model, not a curated record
AACUCCUCUCUCUGGGAAAACGUGGUGCUUGCUCCUCCCAGAGUGGCCUUGGCAGGGUGUUGGAGCCCUCGGUCUGCCCGGUCUGGUCUCUGGGGCCAAGGCUGGGUUUCCCUCAUGUAUGGCAAGAGCUCUACUCGUGCGGUGCUUCUUCUCCUGGGCAUACAGCUCACAGCUCUUUGGCCUAUAGCAGCUGUGGAAAUUUAUACCUCCCGGGUGCUGGAGGCUGUUAACGGGACAGAUGCUCGGUUAAAAUGCACUUUCUCCAGCUUUGCCCCUGUGGGUGAUGCUCUAACAGUGACCUGGAAUUUUCGUCCUCUAGAUGGGGGACCUGAGCAGUUUGUAUUCUACUACCACAUAGACCCCUUCCAACCCAUGAGUGGGCGGUUUAAGGACCGGGUGUCUUGGGAUGGGAACCCUGAGCGAUAUGAUGCCUCCAUCUUUCUCUGGAAACUGCAGUUCGACGACAAUGGGACAUACACCUGCCAGGUGAAGAACCCACCUGAUGUUGAUGGGGUGAUAGGGGAGAUCCGGCUCAGCGUCGUGCACACUGUACGCUUCUCUGAGAUCCAUUUCCUGGCUCUGGCCAUUGGCUCUGCCUGUGCACUGAUGAUCAUAAUAGUAAUUGUAGUGGUCCUCUUCCAGCAUUACCGGAAAAAGCGAUGGGCCGAAAGAGCUCAUAAAGUGGUGGAGAUAAAAUCAAAAGAAGAGGAAAGGCUCAACCAAGAGAAAAAGGUCUCUGUUUAUUUAGAAGACACAGACUAACAAUUUUAGACGGAAGCUGAUGAUUUCCAAGAACAAGAACCCUAGUAUUUCUUGAAGUUAAUGGAAACUUUUCUUUGGCUUUUCCAGUUGUGACCCGUUUUCCAACCAGUUCUGCAGCAUAUACCUAGACAAGCAACAUCCCUCUGGAGCCAGCACAGUGCUCCUCCAUAUCACCAGUCAUACACAGCCUCAUUAUUAAGGUCUUAUUUAAUUUCAGAGUGUAAAUUUUUUCAAGUGCUCACUAGGUUUUAUAAACAAGAAGCUACAUUUUUGCCCUUAAGACACUACUUAUAGUGUUAUGACUUGUAUACACAUAUAUUGGUAUCAAAGGGGAUAAAACCCAAUUUGUCUGUUAUAUUUCCUUUCACGUAUUUCUUUUAGCAGCACUUCUGCUACUAAAGUUAAUGUGUUUACUCUCUUUCCUUCCCAUAUUCUCAAUUAAAAGGUGAGCUAAGCCUCCUCGGUGUUUCUGAUUAACAGUAAAUCCUAAAUUCAAACUGUUAAAUGACAUUUUUAUUUUUAUGUCUCUCCUUAACUAUGAGACACAUCUUGUUUUAUUGAGUUUCUUUCAAUAUUCCAGGUGAUAGAUUUUUGUUUUGUUAAUUAAUCCAAGAUUUACAAUAGCACAACGCUAAAUCACACAGUAACUACAAAAGGUUACAUAGAUAUGAAAAGAUUGGCAGAUACCAUUGCAGGAUGAAUCACUUGUCACUUUUCUUCUGUGCUGGGAAAAAUAAUCAACAACGUGGGUCUUUCAUGAGCAGUGAUGGACUGUUUAGCUUACUAUGUUUCCCCCUCAAUUCAAUGAUCUAUAACAACAGAGCAAAGUCUAUGCUCAUUUGCAGACUGGAAUCAUUAAGCAAUUUAAUAAAAAGAUUGUGAAACAGCAUAUUACAAGUUUGAAAAUUCAGGACUGGUGAAAAAAAUCAACUCUAAAUGAUGAUAAUUUUGUACGGUUUUAUCUAAAACUCUGAGAACUAGAAAACACUAUUAACUUUUUUCUUGUUUUUUUUUUUUUUUUUUCUUUUGAAUUCUAAUUCACUUGUUUAUUUUGUGGGAGGAAGACUUUGGUAUGGAGCAAAGAAAUACCAAAACUACUUUAAAUGGAAUAAAACCAACUUUAUUCUUUUUUUCCCCUGUACUGGUAAAUAAAGCAAACUUUAUAAGUGGGCGAUUGAAAGAAAAGUGCCUUUUAAGUGUUUAGUUUCCCAGUGUCCUUCCAAGCUUAAGAUACAGAAGCAUUUGUUCAAAGGAUAGAAAACAUCUAAAAGUUUAGGCUCAGGAUCAAUCUUUACAGAUUGAUAUUUUCACUUUUUAAUCAACUGGACUGCAGAUGUUAUUUCUUUUAACAAACUGGAAUUUUCAAACAGAUUAUCUGUAUUUAAAUGUAUAGACCUUGAUAUUUUUCCAAUACUAUUUUUUUUAAAUUGUAUGAUUUACAUAUGAACCUCAAUUCUGAAAUUCAUUACAUAUCUGUCUCAUUCUGCCUUUUAUACUGUCUAAAAAAGCAAAGUUCUAAAGUGCAAUUUUAAAAGUGUAAAUUACAUCUGAAGGCUAUAUAUCCUUUAAUCACAUUUUACAUUUUUUCUUCACAAUUCUAACCUUUGAAAAUAUUAUAACUGGAUAUUUCUUCAAACAGAUGUCCUGGAUGAUGGUCCAUAAGAACAAUGAAGAAGUAGUUAAAAAUGUAUGGACAGUUUUUCCAGCAAAAUUUGUAGCUUACGUCUUGGCUAAAUAGUCAAGGGGUAAUAUGGGCCUGUUGUUUGGUGUCUCCUUCCUAAAGAGCACUUUUGUAUUGUAAUUUAUUUUUUAUUAUGCCUUAAACACUAUGUAAAUAAACCUUUAGUAAUAAAGAAUUAUCAAUUAUA